Molecule: messenger RNA, 7335 nt
Organism: Mytilus trossulus (common blue mussel)
Lineage: Eukaryota; Metazoa; Mollusca; Bivalvia; Mytilida; Mytilidae
Exons: 42
Coding region: 1-7125 (2374 amino acids)
Biological process (GO): homophilic cell-cell adhesion
Cellular component (GO): plasma membrane; extracellular region
Molecular function (GO): protein binding; calcium ion binding
Source: RefSeq, a predicted model, not a curated record
AUGUCGAAUAAUGAUUUUAGAUUCAUACAUGAGCAUCAGUUCUCAUACUUGUCUCAACUGAGGUGGUUAGAUUUAAGCAACAAUGCCAUAGACUAUAUUCCAGAUGAUGCCUUUAUCAAUGCUACCAGCUUAGCAUAUAUACAACUUUCAAGCAACAAAAUAACACAUAUAAAGAAAAUACACUUUGAGAGUUGCCCCUUGACAUCUGGUUUGUAUCUAUCUAACAAUGAGAUCGGAUGGAUAGAAGAUGGAUCGUUGAAUCAUGUCACAUCUUCUGGAACAUUCGAUUUCUCCAGCAACAGAUUGUACAAGUUGCCAAUGAACGGAACCUUCCAUGACUUGUCACUGUCAAGUACCAAUGGUUUAAGGCUUGAAAACAACAGAAUAUCUGUCAUACGACCAGACACAUUUAAGGAUGUUAGCUGCUAUACACUAAAUUUGCAAAAUAACAGAAUCUCCCGUAUUGAAUCUGGAGCAUUCCAAGAUGUCACAGCAACUCAUUACUUCAAUCUUGACAACAACAAAAUUAGGGUCAUAGAAUCAAAUGCCUUUAAUACUGUGUCAGCUGGAGCUUCUUAUUAUUAUGGUACCUUUUCAUUUAAUGGAAACCUGUUAGGAGAAAUUCAGUCUUAUGCCUUUAAUGGGACAACCAGUAACGAUUUCCAAAUGCAGAAUUUAAACCUAGGAGUCAUACCAUCUUAUGCCUUCACAGACUUCACUUGCAGAAGAGCUUACUUGCAGUCCAGCUCAAUUACUGAUAUAAAAAAACAUGCGUUUUACAACUUCCGAGCCAAUGACUACUUCUAUCUCAAUAAUAACCAACUGACAACCAUAUCAUCUUCUAUCUUUGGGGGAACAUCUUACGUAGAAUACCUGCAAAUGUACAACAACAGAUUAACCAGUAUAACGUCUGAUGGAUUUCGUAAUGUUGAUGUUGAUUACAUUUACCUACAGAACAAUGAACUAACUGUCUAUCCCAUAGCAUUGAAUGAAAUUACUCCAAUUCAAAUACAUUUGUACAGUAAUGAGAUCAGUAUAAUACCUAAAGGAUCGUUUAACAGUCAGACUAGAUUACAGCACAUUAGAUUUAGGACAAAAGCAUUGGGAGGCCUUAAUCUAGGAGGAAGUGUGAAUUUAGACAAUAAUUUUCUUGGUUGUGAGUGUUCAACAGUGGAAAGUUUGUACAAUGUAAAGGAUGGCCUAUCUGCCAAUACCAUGUGUUACAGUCCUACAGCACUACAAGGUGUUCUGUUUGCCUCAUCACAAUCCAGCAGUCCUGACCACUUCACUAAGAAAGAUGUGGCAUUGUUCCAGUGUAGUGGUGAGAAUAUUGUAGGCACAGCUGUAUCAAGUACAAACAUAACUAUAACAUGGGAUAGACCAUCAUACAUUUAUUCUCUUGUUAAUGCUAGUAAUGAUGAAACUGAAACAGCAGAAAAAGUCACAAACACUAUUGAAACAUGGGAAUAUUUAGUGACAUGCACAAGUAAUACGGCUACAACCCUGACAACAAUACAGACAGUUGUAUUAGAUUUCCCAGAAUGCAUUAUUAAUACACCUUGCAACACUACUGCAGACAACACAACAGCCACAUCAAGUAACUCAACGGCUGUCAAUACCACUGCCACUGACUGUAACACUAUUGACUCAAAUUGUACCAAAUCAACUGAUCAUACUACAUCUGUGUCGUUUAGUGAUGUGGAUGGGUUACUUCCCCUGACUUUAUAUGAAUGUGUUAUUGAGUUGACAGUAGACAACUAUACCAGUGCUAAGAGUUUACCUACAUUUAUAUUUACUCCAGCUGUAAUCACAGGUACUGGAAAUGAAACAACAGAAAACAACGUUACAACAAACACCAAGGACAUCAACAUGGACAUGACCUUUUACGAUUUUAGUGCAGGUCAUGAUGAUUUCAGCUCUACCAGUGGGAUAUUGUCCAUUAGUCCAUUCCAUGUGACCAGUCCACUUGGUUCCUGGCUGGCUAUUUCCAAUGAUCCAACUGUCGAUACAUUCUCUGAUUGGUUUAGAUCGGCAUCAUCUAAUAUUGUAGUUCUAGGGGGAAUAACUCUAUCUUAUGACAACAGUACUACUACUUCUGUUGUUAGAAGAUUUUACUCUGGUUCCUUCUUUCCUGUGGAUAAUUCUGGUUAUGGAGCAGAAGGUCAGACAGAUUGUGGUGGAACACUUCAUAACUUUGCCUUCACAUCAGCCAUAAGAAGUGGUAUAACCUUCAGUGGGUCAGAGGUCAUAACCCUGGGUGGUGGAGAAGAAUUGUGGUUGUUUAUAAACAAAAAACUGGUCAUUGAAAUUGUAAAAAAUAGAACAACAUCUGAUGUACCUUGUCAGAAAAUAGAUUUAUCAACAGCAAAUGGAGGAGGCUAUGUUAUUCCAGAAGCAGGUGUUUUAGUAAAUGGAGAUUGUGUUGGGUUAUCUCCCCUCACAAGUGCAUCUGUAUAUGUAGAACUAGAGGUAGGAGAAACAUACCCAUUUGAGAUUUUCCAUGCAGAGAGACAUCCUUGUACAUCAGAGUUAUUUAUACAGUUUGAGAAUGUAGAUCUACCAGAGAAUGGAUCAUUGCCAUUUAAUUAUCAUCUUACUCCCAGGGAAGAUCUUCAUGUCAAUGGAAUUGUGGGAAUUUUUAAUAUCUGGGAUAUUUUUGCUACAGGUCCAUCAUUUCAAGUGGAAUUAUUAUCAGGAAAUGAAGCAAGACAUUUUACUCUAAAGGAAGACACAAUAGCCAAUAGAAAUGCUGCUACUACAGUAACUCCACCUACUUAUGAAUAUGUAUUUGUCAAAGGCACAAAUGUGUCAUACGUUGAAUGUGCCCCCGAAGUAUUGAUUCCUGAACCGAAUACACCUGGAUCAGAAAUGUUUACAAUAAGUACCAGUCAAGUAUUGUUGACCUUGGUAACAGAAUUAGACUAUGAAGUGGAACAAACUUACACUCUUACUUUGAGAGUAGCAGAUACAGGCUCAAGGCUGACUGGUUCCCUUGUCAUAAGGGUCAUUGUACAAGAUGUGAAUGACAACUGUCCAAGUUUAACCAGUAUAUCGUACAUCACACCACGACCUAUACUACAGUUAGAUCCUUUGUUUAAUGUACAGUCACAGGAUUCCGACAGUGGGAUCAACGCUGAGAUACAGAUCUACAUAUCACCUGUAAUAUAUGAAAGUCCACCAGUAGAUUUUAGCUACAUUUCUGAUAUCAGACGUCAGGUGUACAAUGGUAGCACAGAACUUACGUUAGAGAUAAUUGGGAUAGAUCAGGGGACACCACCCAGGGGUAGUGCUGUCAACGUUACAGUCAAUAUCAGUAACACUUGUCUGAUAGAUGAGUUAUUGGACAGAACCAAUAUGUUAUUUACAGUGAACCAAUCAUCUGGUGAUGUCUACCUCAGAAUACCAGGGUAUUGGGUCAUUAAUUAUACCUGCAUAGAUUAUAUUGGUAUAUAUAAUGGUUUAAUAAGAGAUGACCAGAUGACUGCAUCGUCAUCCAGGAGUAAACUGACGCUACCAGACAGAGCCAGAUUGGAAAAUAAUGCAUCUGAUCCUGUGUUUGGUCCUCUUGCUGGAGGAUGGGUGGCAGGAACCAACGACCUUGACCAACAUAUAGAGGUCAACAUGGAAGAAUUCUAUCAGAUUAAACAGAUACAUUUACAAGGUCAGCAAGAUGAAGCUAAUUGGGUGACAGCUUUCAGAGUUUAUUAUGUUGAUAAUACAACAGGAAACUGGACACUUUACAAAAAUGAUGUAGGGGAAUUUAUAUUUCUUGGUAACAAUGACCAGGACACUAUAAGGACUACAGAUCUUAACCCACCAAUAGUGUCUCAGUAUAUCAGAAUUAACCCCAGGAAUUGGACAAACAACAUUGGAUUAAGGAUGGAGUUGUCUGGAUGUCCUCUAGCACUACAGUAUUAUUAUGAUACCAGCUGUGAGAGGUGUUAUACCUCCUCUUAUUGCCUUGGUGAUGGAGAAACACAUAUGUGUGGACGAUGUGAGAAUGGCACUGCCCCAUGUGAUAGAAGUCCUACAGAACAUUCAUUUGGUGCACAGUCAGAGUGUUCAUCUUGUCUGGAUGGUUGGAUAUGUAAGGAUGGUUAUGCCACACCAUGUGCUAAUUAUACAUAUGUAUUGGGAUGUAAUGAUACAUACUGCCCUGACACAUGUACACUGUGUGAGCCUGGAUAUGCCUGUAGAGGUGGACAGAGAUACAUCUGUCUUCCAGGAACUUAUUCUAAGGGCUCUGAUGAAUUUUGCACCAUAUGUACAGAAGGAUUAUAUCAGGAUGAGGCGGGCCAAUCAGCGUGUAAAAAAUGUCCGUCUGGUUACUAUAGCAGCAAGUCAAAAGACCGCUGUAAUGUAUGUGAUGUUGGAUCCUAUAGUCUAGGUGACGGGAAAGUAGGAUGUAUUGCCUGUACUAGUACUACAGAAUGUCCUUGUAUGGGAAAUACAGCCUGUUUUGAAGCUGGGGGUAAUAGAGCAGGGUGUAUCAACAAAGGAGCAGGGAGUUAUGAAUGUCUAGACUGUCCAGCAGGAUUUAUUGGUGAUGGAGUGACCUGUGCUGAUAUAGAUGAGUGUGUAUUACAUCUUCCUUGUUGGAACAAAUCAGCCUGUAUUAACACAGUACCUGGUUACCAAUGUUUAGCAUGCCCAUAUGGAUAUACUGGUACCUAUGAAGAUGGACUGGCAUGGAAUAAUACAGUCAGAGUGUUUGAGCUAAUGAACCAAGAGUUAGCUCCCUUACAGAAACAGAUUUGUGUUGACAUAAAUGAGUGUCUGACAGAUAACGGGAGAUGUGAUCCAUUGUCUCCAUGUGUUAAUACUAUAGGUAGUUACUAUUGUGGGUUUUGUGCAGAAGGGUAUGCUGGUAUACCAAGUAUCAACUGUUACUCUUCAAACUACUGUCAGACUGGACAACACACCUGUUCACAGUAUGCUACCUGUAUUUACCUAGGACCAGGAGAGUAUUCUUGUGAGUGUAACAUUGGAUACACAGGUACUGGUAAAUACUGUGGUUUAGAUUCCGAUUUAGAUGGACACCCAGACAUAACAUUACCAUGUACAGACUGGGGUUGUUAUCGGGAUAAUUGUCGAAUGAAACCAAAUUGUGGACAAGAAGAUGCUGAUGGAGACAGAAUAGGUGAUGAUUGUGAUAGUGACUCUGAUAAUGAUGGUACUAUCGAUCCUUUAGAUAACUGUCCGUAUGUACAUAGUUGGGAUAGAACAGAUACUGACAGCGAUUCAGUGGGUGAUAUAUGUGAUAACUGUCCGUCCGUCACUAACACAGAUCAGAUUGAUACAGAUAAAGAUGGAGUUGGUGAUGCUUGUGAUACAGAUGAUGACAAUGAUGGUAUUAUAGAUGGUACAGAUAAUUGUCCAUUGACAACCAAUCCAACACAAGUGGACUCCGAUGGUGAUAACAUUGGUGAUGUUUGUGAUAAUUGUAUAAGUAUAGGAAACCCUGCCCAGACAGAUACAGAUCAGAAUGGAUAUGGUGAUAGCUGUGAUCCCACUAUCAAUAAGGACAGAGAUGGAGACAGUGUACUUGACAUCAGUGACAAUUGUCAGGAGGCAGCUAAUGGUGAACAGACAGAUACAGAUGGGGAUGGUAUAGGUGAUGUUUGUGAUCCUGAUUUAGAUGGUGAUGGUAUAAACAACUCUGAUGAUAAUUGUCCGCACCUACACAACCCUCUACAGGCAGAUGUCAACGGAGACCAGGUUGGUGAUGAUUGUGUAGUAGACUCUGAUGGGGACGGUAUAGACGACAGUAAUGAUACCUGUCCAUAUAACAAAUAUAUAUCUACAACUUCCUUCUCUGAUCAUUUCUCUGUUGAUCUGUAUCCUGGUUACAGUAUAGAACCUCAAUGGAGAGUAAAGGCAGUAGGCAGGGAGAUAUACCAGUUAGCUGAUACUAUGAAACCAGUCAUGUUAAUAGGUGAGCAGACAUAUGGUUCUAUGAAAUACAGUGGAACUGUUUAUGUACCAUCAGAUAAGGGAGAUAACUUCAUUGGAAUAGUGUUUGGUUAUGUAAACAAUAGGAAGUUUUAUCUAUUGUCAUGGAAACCAACUAAUUACAACUUUGAAACUACAACUUUUCAGACUGGUGUUAAAGGACUCAAUUUAAAGGUAGUGAACUCCAAUACUGGUCCUGGACAAACAUUAGCUUAUGCUCUGUGGCACAGUAGUACAACAGUGAAUCAGGAUACAGUAUUAUGGCAGGAUGGUAACAUGACAAGAUGGAGUAAUUACACAUCUUAUAAAUGGUUCCUAUGGCAUUAUACUGAUUUAAAUAAGAUCAGAUUCCAAUUGUAUGAUGUAAAUUCAAUAUUAGCUGACAGUGGUGACAUCUAUGACACCAGUAUAACUGGAGGUCGUGUUGGAGUGUACCAGUUUGGCCAGGAAUCAGUUCUAUGGUCGGAUUUGAAGGUCCAGUGUAUCCCCAGAGACAAUAAAGCUUUGUAUCUGGAUGGAGUGGAUGACUAUAUCGUGCUAACCAAUAUCACCCGUUUAGACAUUUAUCAAAGUUUUUCUAUUGGACUGUGGAUAAAGAUAGACUCCUUGGCAGGGGGUGAUAUGCCAUUAUUUUGUACAGACACUAGAACUAUAUGUCUAUGGUUAGAUGGAGGUGUUGUACAUGGAUCUUAUGGAAACAAUACAGUUACAUCAACAUCCAAUAUUAAUACAAACCAAUGGAUCAGUUUAUUGUACAUAUAUGAUGAAUCAGAAUACUCGAUGACUUUGUAUGUGAAUGGAAUCUCAGCUGGUGUAACUAGUGAUGUUACCCCUAUUGAUCUCACACAAUAUACCACAGAUGAAGAUACUUUAUUUUACCUCGGGAAAGACACAAAUAAUUUCUAUAAAGGUUAUGUUGAUGAGUUUGUUUUUUAUAAUGUGGCACUGUUGGGAACAGAGAUUAAUGAUCACAUCCAUUUACCUUCAAUCACAAAAUAUCCAACAUACCACAGAUAUGGGCAGCUAUACUAUAAAAUGGAUCUGACUACUGGUACCCUGUAUCUGAAAGAUGAGGGAUUACUUGAGGUACCAGGUCAAAUACAUGGAAGUCCUAUUUUUGAAGAUAGCCUCCAGGAUUAUAGCAGAUUUAAUUUGGAAUAUCCUGAUAAUUAGCAAGGAAAUUGGUUUAUAUGAAUAUAAAGGAUAGAAGUUCCAGAAGAAAAUAUCAACAAAUUUGAGAGAGAUGAUACUAUGGGCCACAGCAAUUAACAUUGUUUGAUGAACUGUUAUUAGAUAUAUAUAUUGAAUAAAAUAAAAAUGAAACUGUGAUAUAUGUUAUAUUUUUAAGGUUAUUUUUUAUAAUGUUGAUCGUUAUACAUUUUU